GAGGCCGGGACGCACGUGCCGGGACGCGCGCGGAGUCGCUUCCGGGGUCCAGGAGGCUGGUAUCUUUCGAGCCGGGCAGUUGGAGGCUGGCCCGGGCCUGCGCUCGCCGGGCAGAGCCCGGCUCCGGGCCCGAGGGACCCCGGCCGGGGCGGGAUGGCCAAGGCGCUGACUCCCGGGUGCGCCCCAGGCGACCCCCUGGCUGGGCCGGGGCCUGGCAAGAAGCCAGCUCGGAAGAAAAGCAGGAAGAGGAGAUUCUGGAAGAGCAGAGGGCGACAUGCAAGCAAGACAGCGGGCAGCGUCGCCGUGGUGCGACCUCCGAAGGCGCCGGAGGACUUCUCCCAGAACUGGAGGGCUCUGCGGCAGCUCCUGAAACAAACGACACAGGCCCCGAAAGAGCCUCUUGUUAUCUCUCAGACGGAUUCCAAAAAGCAGCCCAGAAUUCUCCACCGGAACAGAAAAGCCAUCCCAGAUAAAGCAGAGAGGAGUGAGAUGCGACCAGAAACGGUGGCUGCGGGGGGCUCUGGUCCCUCCGGAUCGCCUCCUCCCACAGAGGGCAGCGGGGCGGAGCCCGAUGGGCAGCGAGCCAAGAAAAGGGCGAAUGUUGACAUUUCUCCAAGAGGAGGAGGCAUCAAGCGCAAGAAGCCAAAAGCGGAGGGGGUGACUGCGGCCUUGGCUCCGGCCCCGCCCACCGAGGAGGACUUCUGGUUUGAUGGUGUCGACCCAGCGGACAUGGAGGCCGCCCUGGGCCCGGAGGCGGCCCGCGUGGCCCGGAGGCAGCUGCGACAGAGCGGGAGCCGCAUGGCGCUGGUGAAGGAGCGGGCCUUCGGCGGGCUGACGAGAGCCCUAGCCAUGGACUGUGAGAUGGUGGGCGUGGGCCCCGAGGGGGAAGAGAGCGUCGCCGCCCGCGUGUCCAUCGUGAACCAGUACGGGAAGUGCGUUUAUGACAAGUGCAUCAAGCCCAGCCAGCGGGUGACGGACUACAGGACGGCGGUCAGCGGGAUACGGCCGGAGGACCUCAGGCAGGGUGCGGUGGCUCCUGGCCUCCCCGUGGCGGCAGGUGCGGGGACCCAGGGCGUCUGCCAGAAGAGCAGGCCAAGUUCACAUCAGUACCUGCUUCCCCGUGUGUUACACGUUAGGCUUCCUUGUGAGAGGCUGUCGGAGAAAGGGGGCGCGUCUGCGCACCGACAGCGCCCUGACCAUCACCGUGUUCUCUUUGUCCAGGUGCUGUUUCUUGAUCACCCAAAAAAGAAGAUUCGGGACACGCAGAAAUACAAACCUUUCAAGAGUCAAGUGAAGAGCGGAAGGCCAUCUCUGAAGCUGCUUGCAGAGAGAAUCCUGGGGCUCCGGGUGCAGCAGGCAGAGCACUGCUCGGUUCAGGACGCCCAGGUGGCCAUGAGACUGUACGUCCUGGUGAAGAAGCAGUGGGAGAGUUCGGCCCAGGACAGGCGCCCCCCGGCCCCGGCCCGCGGCAGCACCUCCCGUCCGCAGGCGGUGACGGCCGCGCGCUAGACCCUGCGGGUCUCCCCGUGGCAGCAGCUCUGCUGAAGCGUGUUCGAGUCCUGACGGCAGGGCGUGGCGGCGGCCGAGAACUGCUUCCUCCCUCUGCGAUCCGGGACCUGACGCCCCCGCGGGGGUCUGUCCUGGGGACUGGUGGCAAGUCGGGGCUGCCUGCCGCGUGCUGUCCCCACGGUGUGCUGGAUUCGCUGGUUCCAGGGGCUGGAGGCACCCAGUGUCCACUGGGUUUGUGGUGGCUUCCUGGGAGGAGGCCAGACCCCUGCUGUGCCUCGGGUCACAGGUCACGGACCCAGCCCCACUUCUGGGCUCGGCGCGGCCGCCCUUGGACUUGGGCAGAUUUUCUGAGGGUGCCGUUCCUCC
Molecule: messenger RNA, 1875 nt
Organism: Suricata suricatta (meerkat)
Lineage: Eukaryota; Metazoa; Chordata; Mammalia; Carnivora; Herpestidae
Gene: REXO4
Product: REX4 homolog, 3'-5' exonuclease
Exons: 8
Coding region: 154-1509 (451 amino acids)
Biological process (GO): rRNA processing; DNA catabolic process
Cellular component (GO): nucleus
Molecular function (GO): 3'-5' exonuclease activity; nucleic acid binding
Source: RefSeq, a predicted model, not a curated record